GCAAACUGUCUCCGGAAGGACGGACCUUGUUUGUCCGCCCUGGUAGGUUCUUGGAGAUCUCAGUCCAUUUACUGUCUCUACCACGCUUAUCUCCCAACUGCUCAACAAGGGCAAUGGGCUUUUCGUCUUCUUCGGUUGACCAUACGCGACGUGGCAUGGUGAUGGUAGGAACGGCGUCCAGGAACUCCGGGAUACAGGAUGAAGAUGCGGAUAAGUGGUGAUGACUCGGCCCCAACCCUUUCCCCGCAUCAUCCUCUUUCCGAUGUUGCCAAUGUUCUUAUCUGAUGUGGCCACCACCUUGCCUCUCUCGUCGCAUAGCGUGAAUCAUUGGAUGGGGACCGGUCGAUACGCAGAGAAAAUUCUCGAUAGCAAACAUUCCCAUUGGAUUGGUACCCAAGAAGAGAAGGAGUUCCCGCGGAUGCGCAUGCUGGCAGCAGCUGGCGAACAUGCUCGGAAUCGGCCAUUCCGACUCCGCCUUGUCGCGAGUUAUUGUAGAACACACUGCACAUCACGCUCUACCAUGAAACUAGUGCAGUGCGUACAGGUAGAAUCUCUGUGCAAGCAUAAGGACGUGGGAGAUUUAAUGACAGUCUGUCACUGGGUAUAAGGACCGGACCGCUGCACUCGGCUCAGCCCACCGUGUGGAGAUGCAUGCUCAGCGUUCAAAUCACCUGGUAUUCAGUGACUCUGUCCUGCUCGCUGACUCGGCCC
This is a messenger RNA of Aspergillus neoniger CBS 115656, 711 nucleotides long. RefSeq lists its product as uncharacterized. The transcript has a single exon. Lineage: Eukaryota; Fungi; Ascomycota; Eurotiomycetes; Eurotiales; Aspergillaceae. The record is from RefSeq and is a predicted model, not a curated record. The coding region runs from base 221 to 607 and encodes 128 amino acids.